AUCCGUGUUGGAGGGUGCUUCAGGAUUGCUACCAUCUCAUCUUCUUACUACUUUUCUAUGGUAGAACAUUUGGGGAUCUUUUGCCGUUUACCUGCCGUACUACAAAGAAGUGACCGUCGUCGAUCAGCCUGGGGACAGAAAAUUACUGGGCAGGUCAGUCAGUCACGCCCACGCUUCAGCGAUACGAAGCCAUAAAGGACGAAGAGUGGAAGAAACCAUCACUGAAGGAAGGACCAGAAAGGGAGUAGCUGCUAUCUAAGCACGCCACUGAGACUGGAACCAAGAGAGAGAGAGAGAGAGAAGGAGAGUGAAGGACGGAAGAGAGGGCAAAAAAGACGUGGAACAUCCUCCUUCAUUUUCUACCACCCAGAAGACGACAGCAGCAACAACAACAUGACCGUGCUGGGAUUCGAAACACCGUCGCUACAGGGGCUUCGGGAGCGAUUCAUGGAAAAAAUCCAAGACCCCAAGUCUCAACGGAAGCUUGUACUGGUGAUCGUGUGUAUAGCUCUCCUCUUAGACAACAUGUUGUACAUGGUCAUCGUUCCCAUCAUCCCGGACUACCUACACUCCAUAGGUGCGUUCGAACCGAUUCAAGAGAAGACAGCCUGGAACGGCACGGACAAUAAGACGUAUUGGAACACCACGACAGUGGGGUACGAAAACGAGGACAUUAACAUUGGGUUUCUGUUCGCAUCCAAGGCUAUAGUCCAACUAAUUGUCAACCCCCUCUCCGGAACACUGAUUGAUAGGACAGGAUACGAGAAGCCAAUGGUGAUAGGCAUCUCAGUCAUGUUCAUCUCAACAGCUGUUUUUGCUUUCGGUAGUAGUUACACCGUUCUUUUCAUCGCUCGUAGUCUCCAAGGUGUCGGAUCCGCCUUCGCCGAUUCGGCUGGCUUGGCCAUGAUCGCAGAUCGCUUCACAGAAGAAGGAGAACGAAGCAAAGCCCUGGGAAUAGCACUAGCGUUCAUAUCCUUCGGCUGUCUAGUCGCGCCCCCUUUCGGCGGGAUUUUGUACCAGUAUGCGGGGAAGCGAGUUCCAUUCCUGACUCUCUCCUUCAUCUGUCUCGUAGACGGCAUUCUCCUCCUGUUCGUUACGCGCCCCGAUAGGGAAUCUGGCAAAGAUAACACUCUCGUCGGCACCCCGAUGUGGAAACUUCUCAUCGACCCUUACAUCGCCAUCGCAGGUGGAGCCCUUGUCAUGUGCAACGUGUCUCUGGCCUUCCUGGAGCCAACAAUCGCCAUAUGGAUGAAGGAAACCAUGCACUCAACCGAGUGGGAAAUGGGCAUCGUCUGGUUACCCUGCUUCAUCCCGUACAUCGUGGGAGUGUGUCUCACAGUCUGGUUAGCAGGGAAGUAUUGGCACUACCAAUGGCUGCUAGCUCUCGUCGGAUUGGUCGUACAAGGUCUCAGCACCUUCAUCGUACCAGAAGCGACCAGCUUCGCUGUCCUCAUCCUUCCAAUGGCCGGGAUCUGCUUCGGGGAGGCCCUGGUCAGCACCGCCAUGCUCCCAACCCUGGCCUACAUCGUCGACGUCCGCCACACGUCCGUGUAUGGUUCGAUCUACGCCAUCGCGGACAUCUCCUACUCCUUGGCUUACGCGAUGGGGCCAAUGCUCGCCGGCAAGAUCAUGCACGACCUCGGCUUCCUCCAGCUCAACAUCGGCAUCGGGUUAGUCAACAUCCUGUACGCACCUGUUCUUCUCUUCCUGAAGAACAUCUACACCAUCAAACCGGACUUCCAGGAACACAGCGUGCUCUUGGAUGACCCACCAGUGACGGGAUCCUACAAGACGUACCUUCAACAGGCCAAUGAGGGGAAAGAGCCGAUGGAGAUUCCACCUGAAGAGCAAAACCACGUGGCGCCGCCUCCACAAGUUGAAGACGAGAGGAUCAAAAAGCUUCAAGGCAGCUUCGCCCAAGACUCGUGGGACGACGAAUACUGACAGUAGCAAUGACUCUACUACUCCGAUAUGCGUUAUCCUCAUAAUGCAUCAAUAUGUCAAAAUCAAUACGUACAAUCACAUAAAAGAUGGUUGCUUGUCUGUAAGGUGAUACUGUAGCAGAAAUAACGUUACUGCAAGGAAGCUCUGAACAUUGCAUCUUUGGACCAGAACUCACAUUUUAAAUUGACAUCGAAUCGUAUUUUCCAACCGGUAAACAAACGUAGGAAUCAUUGAAACCAUCUCUAUCAAUGACUAAACUCAGAUCAUAGAUUCAAAAUCUAAAUUUUAACACAACCAAAUGAACAAAAACCUGGUAUAGUAAGACACAACAUUUAACAUAUUCUCACUUCGUAGGCAUUCGACGUUUGAGUUUAUGUCUAGAGUUAGAUAAAGUAUUGGGUAUUUCUUGUUGGAAGAUAGAUAGAGGGUAGAGGAUUUCUUAGCUGAAUUUCAGGUAGUCAAGUAUUAUGUAUAAUUGUAAUAUAAAGAAUCCGGUAUAAUUCUUAGCUUUUAUCUUAGCUGGUCCCGGAACGUUCUAUGAAGAAUAAUAACAAACAAUGUUUGAAACAUAUUUAGGUGUUGCUUAUCAAGUUGUAAAAUGUUGGUCAUGUCUUUUGGGAUAGACGACUUUCAAUGUAAGUUAGCAUAAUGAUAAUCUCUUUCAUAAACAUAAUGAGGUAACACUGAAUCAACUGUUGAUGUUUGAUGGUUUUAUUGUUUUAAAAGUAUGGUAACCAAGAAAAUGUAACGAUGGCAUCUGCUAUUUGCUCCGAACAAAAGACUCUCCUCGCUGUCUCAACCUGCGUUUUGAAUUCAUUAAGACUGAAGCUUGUAGCAUGUAAUAUAUUUGUCUGGAAAGGUUUGUAAACUUACCUAAGCAAAGCAUAGUCUUAAGGAAAUGUAUAAAUUGCUUCCUGUUCCAAAAGAUGUUGUAUUAGAUAGCUUACGUAUGCUUUGGCGUGAAGUCGCAGUAACUUAUCAUCCAAAUUUAUCAUCUAUGAACUAUUUUGUUAGUGACAUAAUUGGAUGACUCUUUUAGAUAUGGUGUAGUAUUACGUGGUAACGCUGUUUGUUCGUAUAUUAUACAGAGCUGAUUUUGAUGCAUUAUUAAAUCUUGUCUUUUUCCUAA
Messenger RNA from Branchiostoma floridae (Florida lancelet), 3073 nucleotides. RefSeq names its product vesicular acetylcholine transporter-like. Gene Ontology annotation, biological process: transmembrane transport; chemical synaptic transmission; xenobiotic transport. Gene Ontology annotation, cellular component: membrane; terminal bouton; AP-2 adaptor complex. Bases 394 to 1944 code for a protein of 516 amino acids. The transcript is spliced from 3 exons. Gene Ontology annotation, molecular function: xenobiotic transmembrane transporter activity; acetylcholine transmembrane transporter activity. The record is from RefSeq and is a predicted model, not a curated record. NCBI's taxonomy places the organism in Eukaryota, Metazoa, Chordata, Leptocardii, Amphioxiformes, Branchiostomatidae.